GCCACCCUUCUUUGCUAUAUUUCUAAUCCCAAACACAUUAAUUUACCAUCAAAUUAGAUGAAAAAAAACAAAGGGUUGUUGUUAUUCACACUCCCUCUGUAAUAAUUAAAACCUAAAACAAAAAUCCAAUAAUGGAGAGAGAGUAUCAUCCAGCAGCAGAUGAAGCAAUAGCGGAACAGGCACCUCAAACUCCAAAGAAUAAGAAGAAGAAUAAGAUGAAGCAGAAGAGGAGGUUUAGUGAUGAGCAAAUCAGGUUACUCGAGUCGAUAUUCGAAUCAGAGACGAAGCUGGAACCGAGAAAGAAGAUGCAACUGGCGAGAGAGCUGGGGCUUCAGCCUCGCCAAGUAGCUAUAUGGUUCCAAAACAGAAGAGCCAGAUGGAAGUCCAAACAAAUAGAGCAAGAUUACAACACACUCAAAGCUAAUUAUGACAACUUGGAGUCAAGAUUCGAGUCCUUGAAGAAAGAGAAACACUCCUUGAUUUUACAGAUUCAGAAGUUGAGUGAACUGCUGGAGGAACCUCAUAAGGGCGGGAAGGGUCUUGAUGGAAGCAGCACGGGUGGUGGUGGUGGUUCAGAAUAUGGAGAGACCAAGUGCGAGACUGAAGUUGAAGCUCAGCCAAGUUUCCAGCACAAGGAAUGCCUGGGCUUGCAAACUGAAAACGAAAGGGGUGAUAUAAAGCAAACAGGGCAAGGCGGAGAAGAAUUUCUAAUAAUGGACGAGUAUAAGAACGACUCCCCAGCUUCACCUGACAAAUUUUACGGGCUUCAUUCGGUUGACAUGUUCGAUCAUUCGUAUACCAAUUGUCAGUGGUUAAACUUUUGGACUUGACACGCUCUUCCCUUCAACAAUAUUUUCAAUGUCUACCAGAGAACUCUCAACUUGGGGCUCUCUGAAACAUCAAUAGAGGCCUGGAAACAUGGAAAGUAACCACUCACAAUUUGUUGACAAGAGGUAUAAGUGUGGGUCAUGGACUAAUCUCUCUAUGAAUCUGCUAGAACACUACCAGGUAAAAGAGUUCAAGGUUCUGAAUUUCAUUUUUAGGUUUGUUUUUUUAUUGUGGUUAUUUAUCGAUGUAUGAUAUUGUAUAUGAGGUUGUUCUUAAUUUACAGUUCAAUGUUAGUCGGUCA
Messenger RNA from Gossypium raimondii (Peruvian cotton), 1129 nucleotides. Its product is annotated as homeobox-leucine zipper protein ATHB-12. Gene Ontology annotation, cellular component: nucleus. Gene Ontology annotation, molecular function: DNA-binding transcription factor activity, RNA polymerase II-specific; sequence-specific DNA binding. The record is from RefSeq and is a predicted model, not a curated record. The transcript is spliced from 2 exons. The coding region runs from base 132 to 830 and encodes 232 amino acids. NCBI's taxonomy places the organism in Eukaryota, Viridiplantae, Streptophyta, Magnoliopsida, Malvales, Malvaceae. Gene Ontology annotation, biological process: positive regulation of DNA-templated transcription.